GCAGCCCUCCGCCGGCCGGGAAAGCUGACCACGCCGCCGGCUUCCGGGGAUUCAGGGGCCGCUGCGGUUGACGGCAGACGUCCGUCUUUGGCUCGAGGGAAGACGGGCCGAAUAUUCCCAUAGGGGCGCAGACCAUCCGCCUCUCGGUUUCAGCCACUUUCGAGAUGUCAAGAAAGCUCCAGAGGACAGAAGUGUGCGCUGACUGCAGUGCGCCAGACCCGGGGUGGAGCAGCAUCAACCGUGGAGUUCUGAUUUGCGAUGAAUGCUGCUCGGUCCACCGCAGCCUAGGCCGACAUAUCUCCAUAGUAAAGCACCUGAGGCACAGCGGAUGGCCUCCCACACUACUGCAGAUGGUUCAGACUUUGGCUAGUAACGGGGCCAACUCCAUAUGGGAACACAGUCUCCUGGACCCCGCGCAGGUGCAGAGCGGACGCAGGAAACCAAACCCUCAGGACAAGGUUCAUCCCACAAAGUCUGAGUUCAUCAGAGCCAAAUACCAGAUGCUGGCGUUCGUGCACAAGCUUCCCUGCCGCGAUGAUGAUGGCGUCACCGCCAAGGACCUCAGUAAGCAACUUCAUUCGAGUGUUCGGACAGGCAGCUUGGAGACGUGUCUUAGGCUCUUGUCCCUCGGUGCUCAGGCCAACUUCUUUCACCCGGAGAAGGGCACGACACCACUCCACGUGGCGGCCAAGGCGGGCCAGAUCCUGCAAGCUGAGCUACUGGUCGUGUAUGGCGCUGACCCUGGAGCGCCGGACAUCAAUGGACGGACACCGAUGGACAAUGCGAGGCAGGCGGGUCAUAUAGAUCUAGCAGAGCGACUGGUGGAGUGUCAGUAUGAGCUGACAGACAGGUUAGCCUUCUACCUGUGUGGCCGGCGUCCAGAUCACAAAAAUGGACAUUACAUCAUUCCUCAAAUGGCAGACAGUCUGGACCUCUCUGAACUGGCUAAAGCUGCCAAGAAGAAGCUCCAAGCACUCAACAACCGGUUGUUUGAGGAGUUGGCGAUGGACGUCUACGACGAGGUGGAUCGCAGAGAAAACGACGCAGUGUGGUUGACGACACAGAACCACAGCACUCUGGUCACAGAGCGAAGUGCUGUCCCAUUCCUCCCCGUCAACCCUGAAUACUCGGCUACACGAAACCAGGGUCGUCAGAAGCUGGCCCGUUUCAACGCCCGUGAGUUUGCUACGCUCAUCAUCGACAUCCUGAGUGACGCCAAGAGGAGGCAGCAAGGGAAAGGUCUCAGCAGCCCCACAGAGCCGUUGGACCUGGGCAUUGACGAUGACAUGCACGACUACGACACCGUAGCUUCUGAUGAAGACACGGACAGCGAGCUGACCACCCAGAACAACAACAAUACGCAGCGCAGCAACCGUGCAAAGAGCAUGGACUCGUCGGACUUGUCGGACGGUCCCAUCACCCUGCAGGAGUACCUGGAGGUGAAGAAGGCCCUGGCCUCCUCAGAAGCCAAGGUGCAGCAGCUGCUGAAGGUCAACAACAAUCUGAGUGAGGAGCUCCGGAGGCUUCAGAAGGAGGUGAGAAAGGGUGGGUCUGUGGGUCCAUUACAGUAUGGAGGCCAUCAUGUCUCUGGGUCUACAGAAAUGAGCAGAUAUAAGGUUUCUAAAUCGGAAAAGCACGGCAGCGGCACGGACAGCGACUAUGAUAACACUCAGUUGUAUGAUCCGUCUCAAAGUAUCGGACGCAGCAGUGAGGAGGAAGGUCGGGGUGAGUCUGAGGAAGGAGGAGGUGGGGAGGCGGUGGAGCCGGACCCCACCCUGCCCUGCACGGAGGAUGUCAUCCUGAAGACGGAGCAGGUGACAAAGAACAUUCAGGAGCUGCUCCGGGCUGCGCAGGAGUUCAAACACGACAGCUUUGUUCCGUGUUCUGAGAAGAUCCACUCGGCGGUCUCUGAGAUGGCGUCUCUCUUCCCCAGAAGGCCGGCUCUGGACGCUGUCCACUGCUCUCUCCGCCUCCUGGCCUCCAGCGCUUCCAGGCUGCAGGUGGAGUGUCGUAAGGCGGUGCCCUCGGAGCCCGGGGCCCCCGCCGUGGACUACCAGCUGCUCACCCAGCAGGUCAUCCAGUGCGCCUACGACAUCGCCAAGGCAGCCAAGCAGCUGGUCACCAUCACUACCCGCGAGAAAAAACAGUGACCGGACGCACACAGGAGGAAAG
Nematolebias whitei (Rio pearlfish) is the source of this 2172-nucleotide messenger RNA. It is a transcript of the gene git1, whose product is annotated as G protein-coupled receptor kinase interacting ArfGAP 1. The record is from RefSeq and is a predicted model, not a curated record. Bases 165 to 2150 code for a protein of 661 amino acids. Gene Ontology annotation, molecular function: protein binding; GTPase activator activity. The transcript has 19 exons. Gene Ontology annotation, biological process: regulation of ARF protein signal transduction; brain development. NCBI's taxonomy places the organism in Eukaryota, Metazoa, Chordata, Actinopteri, Cyprinodontiformes, Rivulidae.